CUCCUCCAGUGUGGGGAGGUGGGAGGGGGCGCGCGUGUGAAGAAGAGCUCCUCUGAUUAACCCUAUCGGGGCUGACUCUGUGCCUUCUCCUCCUUUUUCCUAGGUGCAGCCAUGGCUCCGGUCCUGCUCUUCCUGGGUGUCGUCUUUCUAGCCAGCCCUGCGAAGGCCGAAGAGAGCUCGGUCCUGUCAGCUGUCUCAUGUUUUACCAGAGGGCUGGAUCUCAGAAAAAAUAAUAUAGAUGUCCUCUGCCCAUCGGACUGUCCUACAUGGCAAUUCCAAGUCUAUGGGAAUGUUGCGUACGCCUCCCUUUCCAGCGUUUGUGGAGCUGCCGUUCACAGAGGGGUGAUCACCAGUAAAGGUGGACCUGUCAGAGUGCAAAUAUUGCCAGGGCAAGAGAACUACCUUGCAAUCUAUGCCAAUGGAAUCCAGUCUCAAGCACUCGCUAGAUGGUCAUCAUCAUUCUCAGUUUCCAGACCCCAGAGUGCUGCACUUGAAGCUGUUGGGCGGCCAAUUUCAACAGCACGCCCACCCACAGGUAAACGGCCCAAGAAAACAGUUGAGAAAAAAUCUGGGAACAAAGACUGUAAAGCGGAUAUUGCUUUUCUGAUUGAUGGAAGCUACAAUAUUGGGCAGCGUAGAUUUAAUUUGCAGAAGAACUUUGUUGGGAAAGUAGCGGUGAUGCUGGGAAUUGGAUCUGAAGGACCGCAUGUGGGAGUUGUACAAGCCAGUGAGCAUCCAAAAACAGAAUUUUACCUGAAAAACUUCACUGCAUCAAAAGAUGUUUUAUUUGCCAUAAAAGAGAUAGGUUUCAAAGGAGGCAAUUCCAAUACAGGAAAAGCAUUGAAACACACAGCACAAAAAUUCUUUACUGCUGAAAAUGGGGUACGCAAAGGCAUUCCUAAAGUCAUCGUGGUUUUCAUAGAUGGCUGGCCAUCAGACAAUUUGGAAGAAGCUGGAAUAGUGGCCAGAGAAUUUGGUAUUAAUGUAUUCAUUGUGUCCAUUGCAAAGCCCACACCCGAAGAGCUUGGGAUGGUUCAAGACAUUGGCUUUGUUGAGAAGGCUGUUUGUCAAAAUAAUGGCUUCUUCUCCUACAACAUACCCACUUGGUUUGGUACUACAAAAUAUGUGAAGCCACUUGUUCAAAAACUCUGUGCUCAUGAACAAAUGUUGUGCAGCAAGACAUGCUACAACUCAGUCAACAUUGCUUUCCUGAUAGAUGGCUCCAGCAGCGUUGGAGAUAGCAAUUUCCGUCUCAUGCUUGAAUUUAUCAGCAAUGUUGCCAAAUCAUUUGAGAUCACAGAUAUUGGUGCCAAAAUUGCAGCAGUUCAGUUCACCUAUGACCAGCGCACUGAGUUCAGCUUUACAGACUACGUCACAAAAGAGAGGGUUCUUUCUGCCGUCCGAGGAAUCCGUUACAUGAGUGGUGGCACAGCUACUGGAGAGGCCAUUACCUAUACAACCAGAAAUGUUUUUGGACCUGUGAGAGAUGGGGCCAACAAAAAUUUCCUGGUGAUUUUGACUGAUGGCCAGUCUUAUGAUGAUGUCCGAGGACCCGCUGUUUCUGCUCACAAAGCAGGUAUUACCACCUUCUCCAUUGGCAUUGCUUGGGCACCACUGGAAGACUUAAAAGAUAUGGCAUCUGAACCAAGGGAGACACACACCUUUUUCACAAGAGAGUUUAUGGGACUGGAGCAGCUUGUUCCUGAUGUUGUUAGAGGCAUUUGCAGAGAUUUCUUGGACUCCAAACAGUAAAUGGAAGGCUGCAGGAGGUGACUCUAAAUCACGUCAGGAAUGCCAAGGAGGUCUCUCUAGGGUAUAGAUGUUCUGUUAUUCUAGCACACAAAGGGCUACUCUUCUGCUUUCUUUAGGCAGAUCUUGUACGGAAGUCAGUGGAAGUUUUGUUUGAAUAAACAGUAAGCGGAGAAGUUAGCCCAAAGCUGCCAUUACAUAUGUAUAUUUAAUAUUUCUCAGUUAAAGUUUAAAGUGAUGCAGAUCUUAUAGUUAAGGUUACUUGAUAUUCAUGUUAUGUAUAUAGAGAAAAUACACAGCUGCUCCUGGCAUUAAAUGCUGAAUAUAAUCUCAGAUACAUUCUAUCAAGUGUAAAAAAGAUUGCUUUAGAAUACUAUCAACUGUGGUGAAAGGAAUGUUUUGCUGAAUACAUAGCUAUCAGCGCUGCAUUUGCAUAGCACAGACUAGUGCUUAGAACGUCUUGUAUGCAUCCUGAUAGACAGUUCAUGUACAGCAAUUAGUUUCUUAAAAAACUAUUUGACUACUCCAAAGCACAAAUAAAAGCUGUUUAAAAUCUGGCUAAGUUUGGAUUUAAAACAAAACAAAAACAACAUAUACACACAAACCUUGGUCAUGUGCAUCUCCAAAGAUUUGGUACUGUAUGAAUAAUUACUUGCUUAAAAAAAAUAAAAAGCAUUGAGUUCUCACUUCCUUAAUUGCCUGGAAUGCAAUGAAAGUAUUAAGAAGAAGAAAAAUGUUUUAAGGGGCAACUUUCAGCUUUUAUCUGAAUUAAUUCAAUUGUUGUCAGUGGGACUGAAUUUAUUUAAAUCCAGUUAUACCACAUUAAAAGACCCAUGAAUUGGGCUGUAAACUGCCUACCCACCAUCAACUGCAGAAGUCUUUGCCCCGCAACAAGUUGUUUUGUUUGUAAACAUUAUAAGCAAUUAUGAAAGGUACAGAAGGGAUCAUAUUUAACUGGCUUUUAGUCAUAAUUUAUGAUUGUCAAUAUAUUACAUAAAUAUAAGUGGCAACAAUGCCUAGUAUUUUUCUACUUUAUUACCUAGAUAUUUCAACACAGGUGUUGUUGUUUUUAGUAUGUGGGAGGGAAAAAUAUGCACUUUUCUCAGAUUACUAUUUUAUUCAUAGCUUUAAAACUGUUUGAUAUGGAAAAUACACAUACCUUACAUGACAGCUGUUCUCCACACUAUGGUUUGUUUGUUUUUUUAUAAGACUCCCAAUAGUAUGCUAUAAUUCAAUAAAGCAAUAACAAAGAAUGCA
This is a messenger RNA of Podarcis raffonei (Aeolian wall lizard), 3006 nucleotides long. It is a transcript of the gene COCH, whose product is annotated as cochlin. The transcript is spliced from 11 exons. Lineage: Eukaryota; Metazoa; Chordata; Lepidosauria; Squamata; Lacertidae. The coding region runs from base 112 to 1752 and encodes 546 amino acids. The record is from RefSeq and is a predicted model, not a curated record.